CCUGCCUCUGAGCCGAAGACCCAGGGGUUUGUCGUGACACGUCUGAACGGAUUAAAAUAAACAGAAAGAAUUCCAAAUAUUUGAGCCUUUGAAAACCAUCGAUGCCGAACAGCUUUGAAAUCAGUGAUCAAAAAUAAGAACAAAGUGGGGAAUUCAAAAAAAUUAGAGAGAAAAUCCUUCUGUAAGGACAUAUUGGAGAAUGUCGGACAUAUUGCUCAGAAACUGCAGCGGUGGUGACCUGCAUAAGUUAAGAGGCAGAGUGGAUGACCAUCUUUGUAAAGGAAGGGCGAAAGGAGGCAGCGUUGACGACCAUCUUAGUAUAGGAAGGGCACGGCCAUGUUAAGGGCGCAGCUUUCCGUGUGUUGCAUUGUUUCUGGUCCUCCGGCUGAAUUCAACAUUGAAGCGGGAGUGCACGUGGAGAAGCACGAUUUAAGGGACUGUUUUUCAGCUUGAACAUGGAAGUGGAGAGGCUGAGGGAUGAAAUGUUUAAGAAGAAGGAGAAGGAGGUGGAGAGGCUGAGAGAUGAAUUAUUCAAGAAGGAGCAGGAAGUGCAGAGGUUAAAGGCAGUGGUUGUCAACUUACAACAGGAUUCUCGUUCUGGAAAUACAUUUUCAUUACUGAAACAAGUAACAGAGAUGCCUCCAUUGGAAGAAAAAUCUCUCUCUAAUGAAGAAAUCCUGAGAUACAGCAGACAGCUCAUCAUCCCAGAGUUUGGAGUCAAAGGUCAGCUGAAUCUGUCUAAGAAGGCUGUUCUGAUUGUUGGAUGUGGAGGUCUAGGCUGCCCUGCAGCUCAGUACUUGGCUGCUGCAGGCAUUGGUCGAUUAGGACUCCUUGAUUAUGAUGAUGUGGAGCUUACUAACCUACAGAGACAGAUUCUCCAUACAGAAGAUAAGUUAGGCGUGCCAAAGGCAUUGUCUGCAGCAAUCAGAAUAAGUCAGCUAAAUUCAAAUGUUGAAUGCAUACCAUAUCAUUUUCAGUUGAGCUACAAGAAUGCAAGGCAACUUAUUCAACAAUAUGACAUUGUAGUGGAUUGCUCUGACAAUGUCCCUACACGGUUUCUUGUCAAUGACGCUUGUGUUCUGAAUGGGAAGCCACUGGUAUCAGCUAGUGCUCUAAGGAUGGAGGGACAGCUCACAGUAUAUAACUACAACGGUGGCCCUUGUUAUAGAUGCCUCUAUCCAAAACCACCUCCAGCUGAGACUGUAACUAAUUGUUCUGACGGUGGAGUCUUGGGAAUAGUGCCUGGGAUUCUGGGAUGUAUUCAGGCGCUGGAGGUGCUGAAGAUUGCGUCAGGGAUAGGAUCAUCUUACAGCCAACAGAUGUUAAUAUUUGAUGCACUGGAAGCUCGAUUUCGCACAAUUAAGCUUCGCUCCAAGCAGCCAACAUGUGCAGUGUGUGGUGACAAUCCAACAGUGAAAGAUCUGAUUGACUAUGAAAAGUUCUGUGGCUCAGCAGCAACAGAUCAGUGUAGGACACUUCAUUUAUUAACUGGAGAACAAAGAAUAACUGUACAGGAAUAUAAACAGCUUUUGGAUCAAGGUGUUCCUCAUAUUCUGGUAGAUGUUCGUCCUCAGGUGGAAGUUGAUAUUUGCAAACUACCUCAUUCCAUUUAUUUUCCAUUGGCUAAAUUAGAGGAAAAGAAUACUGAAUACAUGAAGCUUUUACAGAAUCGCAUCAUCACAAGUAGAAAGGAGGCAGUAGAUGAAACAGCUGCUUUCCCAGUCUAUGUUAUCUGUAAACAAGGGAAUGAUUCCCAGAAGGCUGUUAAGAUCCUGCAAGAGAUACUUGACAAUGAGCUCUCCUCGUUAUCGGUGAAGGAUAUCCAGGGUGGCCUAAUGGCUUGGGCUUGUAAGAUUGAUCCAACUUUCCCACAAUAUUGAUUGCCUUCUCUUUCUCAUGUUUCCAGCAAUCAUUUAACACAAUUUUUAAAAAAUUAAAAUGCAUUAUUUAUUCAAUGCACUGUUAAUUGUCAAUAGAUGCAAAUGGGAAGUUAUUUUAACAUUCAGAUUUAUUUUGUUUGAAAUAUCAAUGAAGGAAAGAUAAUGCAUGUACUAUUUUCUGUAUUGGAUGUAUGUAAACUGGUUAAUAAGGAUGCAAGCAAUUUGGCAAUGAGAUAAAAGUGUACAGAAAAUCUCACUGGUUAGGGUUGAUUAAUUUUACUAAGUGUCUUGUUUACAAACCAAAUGCUGUGCUGUCACAUGACUAAUUAUGGAGUAUUGAGAAAAAGUCAAAAUUAAUCCUUGUGAUUUAUUGGUCAAUUAAAUCUUAAAUGGAGCAAAUGACAUAUGCA
Messenger RNA from Chiloscyllium plagiosum (whitespotted bambooshark), 2290 nucleotides. RefSeq names its product molybdenum cofactor synthesis 3 (gene mocs3). Gene Ontology annotation, cellular component: cytoplasm; cytosol. The record is from RefSeq and is a predicted model, not a curated record. Gene Ontology annotation, biological process: tRNA wobble position uridine thiolation; protein urmylation. Gene Ontology annotation, molecular function: thiosulfate-cyanide sulfurtransferase activity; URM1 activating enzyme activity; adenylyltransferase activity. NCBI's taxonomy places the organism in Eukaryota, Metazoa, Chordata, Chondrichthyes, Orectolobiformes, Hemiscylliidae.